Messenger RNA from Eurytemora carolleeae, 815 nucleotides. RefSeq lists its product as uncharacterized. Lineage: Eukaryota; Metazoa; Arthropoda; Copepoda; Calanoida; Temoridae. The coding region runs from base 7 to 495 and encodes 162 amino acids. The record is from RefSeq and is a predicted model, not a curated record. The transcript is spliced from 9 exons.
GAAAAAAUGAGAUGGAAGCAGGAUCAGCUGUGUUUAAGGAUAGAGGAAGGGGGAGAUGUUGGUAGACUUGGCCAUAUUCUCAGAAAAUAUGGAGGUUUGGAAUCUGGGUUAUCAGAGGAUCCAAGAAGAUGCUCAUCGUCUUCCCAUAGAUGUCAUCAUGCGGCGCACGCAUACACCUCAAUACCUUGCUCAGUGUAUACAAGAGGAAUAUCUGGUGUUCGACCAAGUUUAAACAAGGAACGGAGCAAGACUGUUGAAAAUAGUCAGGACGGAUGGGAGCUGUUUACUCCAGAGGAUAAUAAAACCAAACUCAUAAGGGAUCAACAUUAUCGACAACUUUUCCAGGACACGGUUCCUGAGAAGAAGUAUGGGGGUAGAGGAGGAGAUGUUCUUGAUACAACUAAAAAAUAUUAUGUAUCCUUCACCAUCAGGCCGAAGCAAAAAGGAUCUGCCAAUAAAUCUAACAUGUUCAGAGUCGAGGAGAAAACAUUUUAAAUUUCGUAAAGGGAUUGUUCAGAUAUUUAAGUAAGGUUGGAGGUAUCAAUAAUCAAUAAAUAGCUCUUAUCUAUACCUUGAUAACAAUUGGUGAAGCAAAAUCCUCUUUUUUUGCCUGCAUUUCAUAAAUAUAUGUAAAACCACUUUAAUUUUUAAAGGUUUACUUUAAGUUUAGCAUAUUUUUCAAAUUUCUUAGCAAUUCGUGUAAUAUCGUUGUGUUCUAUAGUUCAAACAGUUAGAUAUCGAUUUCUAUUUACGUAAUAUUUACGCCAAAAAGGAAUUGAGUUUUUGCCACAAACUCUGAUUUUCUAAUCUCUAUA